Messenger RNA from Babesia bigemina, 2883 nucleotides. RefSeq lists its product as hypothetical. Lineage: Eukaryota; Apicomplexa; Aconoidasida; Piroplasmida; Babesiidae. The record is from RefSeq and is a predicted model, not a curated record. Bases 1 to 2883 code for a protein of 960 amino acids. The transcript has a single exon.
AUGGUGAAGCCUAGAAUGGUGUCCCUGUUGUACUGCGCAAUAUGGAUGCAGUGGAUUGGCUGUCUUGACGCACUGUUUUGUGACUUAUCAGAUCCAGAAGAACCACUUGGGAGCCAUGCCCUUGUUAUGUGUCAUAUGGAUAUCGACAAAAUUGAGGAUGCAAUCGGAGUAUGCCCACGCCAAGUAGACGACACCGAAUAUGUUUGGCAUCCUCAACCAACGACCGAUGGGCAUCCUCAUAUCGAAACAUACGUGAAUGAUAACGGCAGUUUACGUGCUAGAGAUUUUUCGGACCUAGUGAUAUCGGAAAACCAAGCUUCUUUUAUAUCUGUGGAAUCAAAUCAGUUGCAAACAAAACUUCACUUCAACUUCCCAUCUCAUGAAUUGUUUAUCCUUACUGAACGCCGUCUUAUAUUCAUUUGCGGCCCCAGAGAUUUAGUAUUGAGCGAUACGAUGCAGCGUCACAUUUACCGUCUCGAAAACAGCGAUCAAGUGGAAGUGAUGUUGUGGACUUCAUCCACACCACUAGUCGAAGAACUAAAAGAGCUGAGGAAAGGUUUGGGUCUAUUUUUCGUGAACAUAGGGCAUUCACACCUACUUCUUCAAGGCUGCGGCAGCCGCACCUCACCACUUUUUUCACCGGACAAUGUGGUUACCGAGGAUAGCUUUACUGGCACCCGUUCAUGUGUGGCGGAUCCGAUGUCAAGCUUACCGAUAGGAUUUGUUUGCGAAGGUCGCAUUCAACCUGAGAAUUGCAUGAAAUCACUCCUGGACAAGAAUGGUUACACUGUAACUGCUCCCUCACCACAUAAAUAUUGGCAUUUUGAUGACCAUAGGCCUUGGGUGGUGGCGCAAUAUUUUGAUCAAUUAGCAUUACCGCCCUUUACAGGCGAAUGCAGGUGUGUCGAUUCCGAAACAGGCCAGGUAAAGGCGAGAAUAGAGAUCCGUCAAAAAACCGAAUACACUUGUGACAUCACUAGCAUGAUUUUUCGCAAUCGUAUUCGCCCUAUUCCAGGCCCUUGGUGUUCGGUUGUCCUUCACCCUGGCAGCACGUUGACCAUAAAGGUGCCGAUACAGAAGGUUUAUCGGCAAUCUUUUGACGGUUCUGCCACUGUUUCAUUCUCACAAAUGAUGUCUCUCUAUGAUUUCGAAACUGAAUUCUUGCCGAAAGACCUGAUGACACUGCGGCAACUACAAUCAAUUUAUGAUUUUGAAACUUACGAUGAAAUUCCGUACAACCAAGCUCUUGUUGGUGAUGCCCUCGCGUUGGACGUUUCACAAAUGAAUAGAGGGUUGGUGAAGCUGACAUACCAUUCAGACAAACCUCUUGCGUUAAAAAAAGGAUCGAGCUCAUUCUUAUACCAUUUGAAAUUGAAAUCAAAAAACAUGAAUAUUCUAGAAAGGAUAGACGCUGCAAUCAAUCUGACUUUUGCAUUCACGCAUGAUUACGAGGUUGUUGGUUGCGAUCGUGAGUCACCAAGUCUGUUUAAUCCAGGGAUCAGCAUUAGUAAUUGCUUACUGAAGUAUAUGGGUAAUAGAAUUGGACUCACUUACGAAUGCAGAAUACGUAUUACGAGGUGGCGUAGGAAGGCUGGCAUCCACUGCAGACCAGAUGAGGAGUUGUUGCCUAACAACUGCGAAUCGAUGGUGUAUGACCUCUAUUCUAACCGUGCCAUAGAACUUCCAACAGCUUUGCAAACUACGAAACAGAAUAUCCGAGGAUUUCAGGUAUUAAGUUUCUACUUCCGCAACAACAGUCCUUUUAGCUAUGCUUGCAUCUGUGUUGAUAAACACGGCUAUGAAAAGUCCAAGCUUGUUAUGGAGAACGUUCAACAAGAAAUGUACGCCUACCUAGUACGUCGUAAACAGGUAUCGGACUCGUUGCGCCCUACUCUGUUACUGCCGUUUAGUGAGAUCGGAUUAUUAUUUGGUGGAAUGAAAUCACAAAGGUUCAUUGGGCUGUACGAUAUAAAUUCCAUAUCAAUUAAACUAACUGCAGGCAAAACGUGGUCCCUAAAUUGUGGGAUUGAUCGUGAGAGCAUAACAUUUGAUGACGUGGAAAACGUCGCAACUCGUGAAGAUAUUACAGCGACAUGGCUGCCAAAGCAACCAGAUAUAUUCUAUUACACCGUAAAUCAGACUCCUGUUGGGCCUGAGCUUGUAAAGGUCGCAUACAAAGAUUCGAUUAUCAUUAGCCCAAACGGCCUGGCAGUACAAUACCGAGAAUUGGACAUGACACCUGCGUAUCAGAUCAUGGUAUUACAAUCAAAUACAAGUGCUAUAAUAAUAUCUAAGGACCCACUGCACAAGUAUUUUGUGCCGAUGACGUUUGUCUGCGGGAAGGCGCCCAAUCCGUGGGAUCUCUCCGUAAUCACUGACAAUGCUUCCACUUCAAACGACUCUGCACGGCCCAGUUCACAUCUAUUGCGACCAUCCAUAGGAUAUACGUGGCUUGUCAUUGAUGUUUCCCUCAAGACUACUGAUCCCUAUAUGCAAGGUUGUGGUGUUACGUAUUCGUCAACUGAGUUAUUCAAGCCUGAUACACCCAAACUCUACGACGCUGAGGGAAGAGAAAUCGGUUGCAAAAUCGACAUUCAGACCGCUAAGGAAGCAGCAUUUUACUGCCCAGCACCGUACGUCCUGGACCCGCCUGAGUGUUUCAACCAAGUUUACGUUGAGGAUGAAGUGAAGAAUUUGAGUGAAAUAAGCCAGUCGAUGAUUGCAUCAGCAUCCAACCACUUCGUCAUCUUGAACUUCGACAGAGAACUCGUAGGACCUGGCGAAACGCUGCGCCCGUCGCCGCCACUUGAAUGCCGCUGCGUCACCGUCAAAGGCAUCGUCCUCUCCACCAUCCAAAUCGAGAAUUACUACUCCAACGAAUGA